AUGUCUUUCGACAAAGUACAUCAGGAAAAACAUGCAGUUCUUUCCAAGGCUGUUGACGAGGUGUGUGAGGCAUUCACACUAACGUCGGAGAAACUACAUGAACUCACGGACUUCUUUGUAGCCAGCAUGGAAAAGGGGUUGGGGGAGGAAAAGGAAGACGCAGAAUAUCGCGGGUUGCCAAUGAUUCCCACGUAUGUGACAGGUCUGCCCAACGGAACAGAAAACGGGAUGCUACUGGCCGCAGAUCUUGGCGGCACCAACUUCCGUGUGUGUUCGGUGGAGUUGCAGGGAAACCAUAAAUUCUCGCUCUUGCAGAUGAAGAGCAAGAUCCCGGAAGAAUUGCUGGAAGACGACUCUGUCACGAGCGAUCAGCUUUUUGGGUAUCUGGCACGGCGCACACUGGCAUUUAUCAACAAGCACCACCCUGAGUAUUUGCAAAACAAAGAAAAACUGAAGCUUGGAUUCACUUUCUCGUAUCCCGUGGACCAGACGUCUCUGUCGUCGGGCACGCUGAUCCGCUGGACCAAGGGUUUCAAGAUCAAAGACACCUUGGGCGAGGACGUCGUUCAGCUGUACCAAAAACACCUAGAGGCGCAGGGUAUGCCCAUGAUUCGCGUGGUGGCUCUCGCCAACGACACCGUGGGCACCUUUCUUUCCCACUGCUACUGCUCCGAAAACAACGGAUCUCUUACCUCGGGUGAAAUUGUGGAACCAGUCAUGGGCUGCAUUUUCGGCACCGGCACCAACGGUGCAUACAUGGAGAAGAUCGAGAAUAUCAAAAAGUUGCCCGAGAAAGUGCGCCAAGAGCUGCUGCAGGCUGGGAAAACCCACAUGUGCAUCAACACCGAAUGGGGCUCAUUUGACAACGACCUCAAGCACUUGCCCACCACCCGAUAUGACAUUGACAUUGAUCAAAAGUUCUCCAGCAAUCCGGGAUUUCACCUAUUUGAGAAACGGGUUUCGGGGAUGUUUCUGGGCGAAAUCCUGAGAAAUGUGCUUGUUGACUUGUACCGCAAGGGCGUAAUUUUCCGCCAAUACCCCUCUGAAGAAGCUCUGCCACACAGAUUAAGAACACCAUUCGAUCUCUCCUCGGAGGUCUUAUCACACAUCGAAAUUGAUGAUUCCUCCCAGCUGCGCGAAACAGAGCUGUCAAUCUUACAAAGCAUGAGACUGCCCACGACGCAUGAGGAGCGCAUUGAGAUUCAAAAGCUUGUCCGCGCCAUUUCCCGCAGAUCAGCUUAUCUCGCAGCUGUUCCUAUCGCUGCGAUCUUAACGAAGACUGAUGCUUUGAAUAAGAGAUACCAUGGGGAGGUAGAAAUAGGGUGCGAUGGGUCAGUAGUUGAAUACUACCCUGGGUUCCGGUCGAUGAUCCGGCAUGCUUUAGCGUUGAGCCCUAUUGGGCCAGAGGGAGAGCGGAAAGUGCACUUGUGCAUUGCCAAGGAUGGUUCAGGGGUUGGUGCUGCUUUAUGUGCACUAGUGGCCUAA
Lachancea dasiensis is the source of this 1485-nucleotide messenger RNA. The record is from the annotation of a GenBank genome assembly. NCBI's taxonomy places the organism in Eukaryota, Fungi, Ascomycota, Saccharomycetes, Saccharomycetales, Saccharomycetaceae.